Pisolithus orientalis is the source of this 6175-nucleotide messenger RNA. RefSeq lists its product as uncharacterized. The record is from RefSeq and is a predicted model, not a curated record. The coding region runs from base 1 to 6159 and encodes 2052 amino acids. Gene Ontology annotation, cellular component: small-subunit processome; 90S preribosome; t-UTP complex. Gene Ontology annotation, biological process: positive regulation of transcription by RNA polymerase I; maturation of SSU-rRNA from tricistronic rRNA transcript (SSU-rRNA, 5.8S rRNA, LSU-rRNA). NCBI's taxonomy places the organism in Eukaryota, Fungi, Basidiomycota, Agaricomycetes, Boletales, Pisolithaceae. Gene Ontology annotation, molecular function: snoRNA binding. The transcript is spliced from 32 exons.
AUGCCCUCUGCGCUUGCAAGCCAACUCGCCGCAUCUGCGUCGCUCAACGCGUCCCUCCUCCAGGACCGCUCAAAGAAACGCCAAACCGAAUCAUAUCUCUUCACUGGCCGUGAUGCUGCAAGCCACGACGUCGAUUCAGUGCACGCAAUUGCAGCCAGUGCAUUCUCGCACCUCUGCACACUUUCUCCCAUUUUCCUUUCUCAGGCGGUCAAGUAUGGCUCGGACGGGUCACCGAUAACCGUCGACUUCGAACAAACCUUGUUCUCGGACGCCGCGAAGAACAUGGAUCGCACUCUACAGACCAAGGAGGUGACCACCAACCUAGACAGGACUAUCAACGCAUUUUUGGUCCUUCUUGGCCCAUGGCUUAUGGAAGCGCCGACUAGCAAAGUGUUGGAGUGGCUAGUCAGAAGAUUCCGAAUAAAUGAGUUUAAUGUCGACGCCGUCCUGGCGCUGUUCUUGCCUUAUCACGAAUCACCCCACUUUGUCAAGAUGUUGUCGAUAUUGCACAUUCCACCAAUAUCAUGUUUUUCCUUCCUACUCGCAUUUAAAUCUGCUGCUAAGCCGUUGUCAAGGAGUGCGCUGGUAAAAGAAAUGGUCUCCAGUGUUGAGGUUGCACGUUUUACUGCAGAGCUUCUUCCGACGGCCGUCAAAUGCUCCUACUCUCAUCGCACGCUGCUGGCUUUCAAUGCUGCAACGAUGCACGACUACAUCUCCAGUGUACCCAGAUUAGAUGAUGGAAUGCUCGCGUUCAUCCUGCCUGCAUCAUUGACCCCGUUAGAGACAACACCCAGGGAUGUGAACAUAGUCCUCGGAAGCUUCGUCCUUCUUUGCGUCCUUUCUCAAAAAGUAAACCUGAAGCCAGCGGCCCUCAUUGCAAUCAUUAGUAUGAUGGUCACACAAGUUUGCAAAGUGCAGGAAAAGAACGGGGUAUCGACAACCCAAUUUAUCAAAGCUGCAAUCGCAAUAUGUUCACCUCAGGAUGAGCUUCCCGAAUUUCCCCUUAGUGCCAGCUGGGGGUGUUUAAAGAUGCCAGGUUUGAGCGAUGAACUACCCAAUGCGUUAAAGAUAGCGGGAGCUGAGAAGUUUGUCGUUCCCUUACUCCGGUCGCUACAAAGCCGAGUGUCUUCUUUGUUUUCUGCCGUGAUAAAUAGCACAGAUGUCCCCGUGACAGUGACGAAGGCAAUUGCUGCCUUGCUCGUCCGACUUGCUACGUCGGAUGGGAAUGCGGGUUCGACAGAAGCGAUCGCUUCCGCUGCACGGUCGUUACUCGCUCUCGUACACCAACGUAACUUUGAACUGCUUCGCGGUGUCACUGAGGACGUUAUCGCAGAUUGUAUUAGUCCCAGCGAUGAUAGUAAAAGCGACGCUCAAAAAGAGCGGAAGAAGCGCACCAACAAUCUUUUGGCUUCGUUCUCACUCCGCAGUCAACUUAACGUCAAUGAGGUCGUCGUCGCAUCCGCAGACAUGUCGAAAGACGUGCGAAUCGAUGCUGCGUCCAUUCAGUCUGCGUUACUCGGUCGGGUAUAUGAUCCACACCAUGGGGUGCUGCAAGCUCUCUAUGCCUCGGCCGAUCUAUUUCUUUCUACAGUAACACUGUCCACAACCCCCCAAAAAUUGCUGGACGCUAUUGUCUCACAGCUUCUGCUAACUCCUGCUCGCAGUGUUCUCCAUGCUCACACGGAGUUUUUGGCGGGUCCGUUUACAAAAGCAUAUCCGGAGGUGCUUGACUCGGUACAACAGGAUGCGUUGUUCCCGUUCUUACUGGCGUCGAAGGCCAAGUUCAAGACAUCUAGUGGAGUCUGGGGGGCGAUUAGCAAGUCGGGAGGCUUCCAGACUGGGUGGCUAAAAGGUUGUGUUGAUGUGUGGAAUCGGCUCUCUUUACUGGACGAGGGAUGCGAGAAAGAGGAUACGGACGAAUUUUCCGAAAAAAUAUGUGAAGUGAAUGUCGAGAAUAUUCUAGCUUCCAGUGAUCUAGAAAAGGACACUGAACAUCUGCUGUCCAAGCUAGAAGAUACCAUGCCACAUGGGCGUGCGCUCGCAUACUUGGUUUGCCGCGAGCUGUUGGUACGCAGUUCAGGCGAUCGGCAAAUCAUCCUUGCUAUUCGAAUUUUGCGUGCUAUGCGACUCAGUACGCUAGAUGACAUUGAUGACGCGCUGAAAGAAUCGAGCUUACAAGAGGCACAGGAUGCGCACCAAAUCACAGCGAAGGCUACCCUCAAGCCAGGAGGGCGUGGGACCAUUCUAGCCUUGCAGGCUUCAAUUUUGACUCUCUUUCCGGCUCUUUCUCUUCCGCAGAACUUUUCUGGUGGCUGGAUGCUAGUGUUGCCAUCUGACGUCUCCUCUGGCUUGGCCGGAGGUGACAACAGUCAACGAUAUGUCUUUCUCAUGCAUAGUCUAUACGUCCUUGCAUGCAGCUCUACGACUGAACCGACCUUGUUAUCCGCGUUGUUGCUACGGACUUUGUUCCUCAACUUCAGAGAAAAUUCUUUGGUGUUCUUGUUUGGGAUACUCCUCUCCACUUGGCCCUCCACGGACAGGGUGCGGACACAUGCUCUCCUCCACGUCCUUGCGUUCCUGCGUGGUCACAUCAAAACUGGUGUGGACUUUCAGACUGUGCUUCCGUCACUGCUUGCUAUCUUAAUGGACCAUCGUACCGAUAAGCGGGAUCGAGCACUGGUAUUGGAGAGCAUUUCUCUCCUGUCUUCUCCUGUCGAGAAAAAACAUAUCUACGGGGUGGACACUAUAUAUGGACAAGCUUCUUCUGAAUUGCAGUGUCUGGAUACGAAGGAUCUAGCUACCUACGUCAAAGCGAUGAUCGAGUUCCGCGAACAGCUCGUCCAAGAUGCCAACUUUAUCAAGGUGUUUCAUCAUCGUCACUUGCAGGGAUCUGGUUCAAAAUACAGACGUCGGGUUUCAUGCUUCCUACUCUCGCAUGUCGUCGCGCACCCAUUCCCGUUCGCCCGUGUGGGGUUGUUGCAAUCCAUGGAGGAUGUAUCCGACAGCACGAAAGCUUUCAUGCUUGUCCCUGCCGUGAAGUCGUUGACGCAAGAUCCCACUACUGUCUCACAGAUGUUCGGUCCACUGCUUGAUGAAUACACCUCGCUUGUCACGGCUGGUUUCCUGACAGUCACUCCAGCGAAUUUAAGCGACGAAGAGGGCAACGAAACCUGGCCCGUGUUUAUUGCAGUGUUGCGUAGUUUGUUCCGAUCCAAUGCAAAUACCAUUGCGCGCAGCUGCUUUGCUGCGGCUUUGGAAAAGCGCCUAUUUGCUAACCUCAGUCUGGAAAAACGUUCCGAGAUAUGUAUUGAGCUUUUGCACGCAAGUGCGCAGGGUGGUGAAAUCUUUCUGACAUCCAAGACUCUUGUUGGGAGGUUACUGCGAGACGCAGCCCUCAUUAUUCAUUUGCUGACAGUCUUCCAACCCUCCCAUGCUGAGGGCGGGGCCCCGGCUGGAAAACGGGCCAAAUUAGACAAUCCGCCUGAGACUGCAGAAUCCGAUAAGUUGCAACCGUUGACGAUUCUUGCGGAGGCGCUCGCAACGUCUGAUAUACCAGGCUCGAUCGCCUUGAUCUCUCACCUACUAGAGACCGUCAACAACGUUAUCCGUUCCGAUGUGUGGGGACCGUCUGAUACGAACUACCUUUGUCAAAUGUUGAUGGCAGGGAUCGAGAAGAGCGCAAGUAAACUUACGGAGCCACUUUCCCGCCCAAUACGCUUAGAAAUUCUAGUGGAGCUUAUCAGAGUCACCGACAAUUCUCAGACGUUCCACGAAGCACUCUUGUUGAUGGCCGACCUGGCCCGACUGGCUCCUAAAUCUGUUCUCCACAAUAUCAUGCCGAUCUUUACGUUCAUGGGAUCCAAUGUUUUCCACCGCGAUGACUCCUACAGUUUAAAAGUCAUUCAGAGUACCAUCAACAGUAUCGUCCCUGUUAUGGUCUCGUCUUUGAAAGAGAAGUAUUCAGUGGGAUUGGAACUCUACGUUGGUGCUCGGGAGUUCCUUCGCAUCUUCACUGAUGCAGCUCAUCAUGUACCUCGUCACCGAAGACAAAGUUUCUUCCUACACCUCGCAGAGGUCCUUGGACCCGAAGAAUUCCUUGCUCCUUUGUGCAUGCUCUUAGUUGACAAGGUAACCAACCGGGUAGUCAGACAGGCCCUGGAGGAAGCACAGACGACGCUGGCCCUUCCAAUAGCAUUAUUGCGCCAUUUUUCUCGGCCAUUGCAAAUAUAUGUUCUGUGCGAGGCGCUUCGGGAGUGCAUACGGCUUAUUUCGCGUCUAAACGCUCCAGAGGAAGAAAAAGCAACCUUCUUAGACUACAUCAAGGACGAGGAACAUUCUGUGUCAGCUUCGUCUGUCUUGCAGCGUCGUGUGCAGGUUCUUCUUGUAUUCUCAAGUACCGCUCUAGUACCGGGCAACCGCCGAGAACAGCAUCAGCUGCUAGAUGGCCAUAGCACUGACGAUCUUAUAGCGCUUCUAAUCGACCUAGCCACUCUCCAAGAUGGCGAACUACCCACGAUCACCUCUUCCCUCCAAGUGGCAAUCACUCGAGUGACUAACGCUAUUUCUGCUGCAGAAUUUUUGUCCGCAGUAGCAGUAAUACUGCGGUCCGCGGAACCAAAAGUGAACAUUGGAGUUCUCGACGUUCUCGCCGCAAGAAUCCCUCUUAUCAACGAGCUGGUCCGUCAGGAACAUAAGACCAAAAUGAUUGAAAUUAUCAACAAUAUCCACGAAAUUAUCAGCCACACACCGACCGGUCCACUUGCCGACGCUGCGCUAGGUGCUUUGAAGGCUAUCGUAUCCACCCACCAGGCUGGGGAGGUGGCCGCUUUACAGGUUACAUUACCUCAUAUCAUAAAGGUCGUCCGAGCAAAAACCUCCGUCUCUGCAGCUCUACCCGUCUUGCCUUGCUACAUCCCCUGCCUUGGCCCUCGCAUUAUUCCGUAUUUCAGAGAAAUUGUAGAAGUAUGUGUGUUGAUCCUUCAUGACGACCUACACGACAAAGACCGAUUUGCGUUAACUGGGGAGACAGCCCUUGCAACCCUACAGAGUCUCCUGACUACUCUUCCUACUUUCUAUGGAACCCAGGAACUCAGCCAAGUUGUUAAACUAUAUGUCAACUGCAACUCGCGUACUGCGACUCCGAAUAACCCACUUACUCCCCUUAUCAAAGCUAUUGCGAAACGGACUACACCGGGAGCUCUGAUGCAGGUACUGUACGAAUCAUGGGCAGACCUUGGCAAAGAACAGACGAAGGAAGACGUUCACGGCCUCAUUGGAUACUUCACUGUAUUUAAAUGGUCUCUCAAGGCUGCACCAAGAGCCAACGUCCUCGAACAUCUUCGCCAAAUCUUUAAGGUCUUCCUGGAAGCCUUUGAUGUUAGAUUGUCAUCUGGCGCUCAAGAGGUGGAGAGUUAUGCAACUUCUGCUUUUAUUGAACUUGUCGUCAAGUUGAACGAAAACGCUUUCCGGCCGCUAUUUCGUAAAUUGCACGAUUGGGCGUUCGUAGAUAACACCGGCACAACCCAGCGGAAAACGACCUUUUGUCACAUUUACAUUGCGCUGCUCGAGUAUUUCAAGGCCCUGAUGAAUCCGUACAUGGCUAUGCUCAUUCGGUCUCUGUCUGAAGCCCUCCAAACGUUUGGCACUCUUUCUGCGCCUUACUCGACGUCAGAUGCAGCAUUAUGGUCCGGAAUCAUGUUGACUCUUCGUAAAUCGUUUGAAAAUGACGACGGCGUCUUCUGGCGUGAAGACAAGGUCGCUGUUGUCUUGCCUCAUCUGCUUUCGCAGCUGCCAAUCUCAGUCAGUUUAUCCUCAGCACAUACUAGCGCAACUUCGGGCGAAAACCCUAAACACCUCUUGACUGCGUGCCUCGUCUCGCUGGUUUUUCUACUUCCUGCCAGUGCUGCAGAUUUACUGAAACGACUUAACCUUUCUCUACUCAUGCACACCCGUUCUGAGGAUGCUCGGCAACGGAUGUUGGCGCUUGAAUGUGCGAGCGAGAUAUGGAAGGCGGAGGGCGGGAAGUUAAUUGGGUUCCUCGCCGAGACUGCAACAUUUAUCAAUGAAUGUGCCGAAGACGAAAAUGAUAGCGUAGUACAAGAAGCUCACAAACUCAAAAACGCUGUAGAGAGUGUAGCUGGCAGCAUCAGUGACUUAUAGUCAUGGACUAGUACGA